Molecule: messenger RNA, 699 nt
Organism: Penicillium mononematosum
Lineage: Eukaryota; Fungi; Ascomycota; Eurotiomycetes; Eurotiales; Aspergillaceae
Gene: xgeA
Product: putative endoglucanase
Exons: 2
Coding region: 1-699 (232 amino acids)
Biological process (GO): polysaccharide catabolic process
Molecular function (GO): cellulase activity
Source: RefSeq, a predicted model, not a curated record
AUGAAGUCCUUCGCCCCCAUGACCCUCCUCUCCCUGGCUCUGGCCGCCAUGGGCGACGCCGCCUCCGUCCGUCGCGCCGCCGAGAUCUGUGAGCAGUACGGCACCACCAAAGCCGGCGACUUCACCAUCUUCAACAACCUCUGGAACCUCGCCAAGGACCCCAACGCCAAGCAGUGCACCGGCGUGGACUCGAGCAACGGCAACACCAUCGCGUGGCACACCAAGUACUCGUGGGGCGGCGAGGCCAAGAACGAGGUUAAGAGCUUCGCCAACGCCGCCUCCGCUAACCAUCUCUGGAAUAGCUACUCCUCCACCGAUAUCGUCGCCGAUGUUGCGUACGACUUGUUCCUCAGCUCUACUCCUGACGGCAGCGAGGAGUACGAGAUCAUGGUCUGGCUUGCGGCCCUGGGUGGUGCCGGCCCGAUCUCGUCCACUGGCAAGGCCAUCGCCACCGUCACUAUCAGUGGUUCCGAGUGGGAUGUCUGGGUUGGUCCCAACGGCCAGAUGACUGUCUACAGCUUCGUCGCCAAGUCGACCAUGAACAAGUACGACGGUGACCUGUUGGACUUCUUCAAGUACCUCAUCAAGGACCAGGGUCUCGACAACAGCAAGUACCUGAAGACUGUGCAGGCUGGUACUGAGCCUUUCAUUGGUACUGCUGACUUCACUGUGCCGUCGUACUCUGUUUCUGUUGUUUAA